Messenger RNA from Malus domestica (apple), 1578 nucleotides. RefSeq names its product polygalacturonase-like. The record is from RefSeq and is a predicted model, not a curated record. Gene Ontology annotation, biological process: carbohydrate metabolic process. Gene Ontology annotation, molecular function: polygalacturonase activity. Lineage: Eukaryota; Viridiplantae; Streptophyta; Magnoliopsida; Rosales; Rosaceae.
AACACUCUCCCUCCUCAAUCUUCAUCUCACUCAUUUUUCAAACCAGAAAAACCCGAAACCCUUAGUCUACACAGCUUGUACAAAUGGCAAACCCCAAAAGCCUCUCGCACCCAGCUGCAGUAGUUCUUGCGUUGAUGAUGGUGGCUGUAAGUAUUACUAGUGUGGAUGCUGCAGCCGUCACAUUCAGUGUGAGCAGUUUAGGAGCCAAAGCAGAUGGCAGGACUGACUCCACACAGGCCUUCCUCUCUGCUUGGGCCAAAGCUUGUGCCUCCGUCAAUCCCGCUGUCAUCUAUGUCCCCGCAGGGAGGUUCUUGCUUCGCAAUGCUGUGUUCUCUGGGCCAUGCAAGAACAACGCCAUCACCUUCCGCAUUGCCGGCACCCUCGUGGCCCCGUCUGAUUACCGGGUCAUUGGAAACGCCGAUUACUGGCUUUUCUUUCAGCAUGUCAAUGGGGUCACCAUUUCCGGUGGAGUUCUGGACGGUAAGGGCACCGGCUUGUGGGGUUGCAAGUCCUCAGGCCAGAGUUGCCCCAGCGGAGCAACCACACUGGGUUUUUCCAACUCCAACAACAUUGUGGUGAGUGGAUUAGUAUCACUAAACAGCCAAAUGUUCCACAUUGUCAUCAACGGCUGCCACAAUGUGAAAAUGCAAGGUGUCAAGGUUAUCGCCGCCGGCAACAGCCCCAACACCGAUGGCAUCCAUGUCCAAAUGUCAUCUGGUGUCACCAUUCUCAACUCCAAAAUUUCAACCGGUGACGAUUGUGUCUCAAUUGGCCCCGGCACCACAAAUUUGUGGAUUGAAAACGUGGCUUGUGGACCCGGCCAUGGAAUCAGCAUUGGGAGUUUAGGGAAGGACCAACAAGAAGCCGGUGUACAAAAUGUUACAGUUAAAACAGUUACAUUCACUGGUACUCAAAAUGGCGUAAGGAUCAAGUCUUGGGGGAGACCUAGCACUGGAUUUGCUAGGAACAUUCUUUUCCAACAUGUUGUGAUGACCAACGUUCAAAAUCCAAUCGUUAUAGAUCAACAUUAUUGCCCUAACAACAAAGGUUGCCCCGACCAAGUUUCCGGAGUUAAGGUCAGCGACGUGACAUAUCAAGACAUUCAUGGUACAUCGGCGACGGAAGUGGCAGUGAAAUUCGAUUGUAGUUCCAAGUAUCCUUGCAACAGGAUCAGACUGCAAGAUGUGAAGCUCACUUACAAGAACCAAGCAGCUGAAGCUUCAUGCAGCCAUGCAGGCGGAACAACUGCCGGUACAGUUCAGCCUACAAGUUGUCUGUAACUGGACUUGUGGUUUUUGCCCUCUAGUCCUACUCACUCGUAGAACUAGUUGGUAUAUAGGAACUAAAGAAGGUUACUAGAGUAGUAGCUAGCUAUAGCUCUAGCUCUAGGUCGUUGAUGUAUUGAAAAUGUAUUUUGCUUGAGCUUGCGGUGUUGGUAGCCUAUUGCGCUUCCUUAGAGCCUGGCCUUGCAUCAUCCAAACCCCCUUCAUGGAGAGAGACUCUCCCUUGCAUACGGUGGUUUUAUAUGAUAAAUUGUUGUUAUUUGAAGUGAUAAAUGCAAUAUAAAUUAAAAGUAAA